AUGACUGAUAAAUCACAAGAAAAGGGCAAAGCUAAACAUACGCCGCCCACAUCUUCCGCGAACGAUGUUACACCAUAUUAUUCCGUACUAAGUUUCGACUCUCCACUGCAAACGAGUGCACGCACAUCGCGCUACCAGUCCGCUCUAUCGGCAACGCCUCAGUCGUCGCCCGUACUACAUCCAAAUCAGCGCAAAGCAUCAACGAAAGCUCGAAAUCUUGCUCCUGUUGGCACAGUCACUGAAGGUGCGCUCCGAGAUACAAGUGACCAAACCACAUCCAGCAUUAGGCCAUUCAAUAUCGAACAGCCAAAAACAGAUGAAUACGCUACGCAGACUUCAAAUGAAGUCCAGCUUACAGCAGAGAUAGCUGCGCAAACCACAUCUAGAAUAAAUGAAUUCGCCGCAAACACUUCGACCAUCAUCAUAGAUACUCGAGAAGGUAGAGACACUGCAACUGAGCUUAAUCGUGAAAAUAACGUAGAGGUUGCCACGGACCAACGAGUUUUGACAGAGGCCGGCGUACAAGCCACACAAAGCACCGUCGAGUUAGGUGUGCAAACAGAGGCACCUAUGGGCGAAAGCAGCAUAGCUGAAACAUCAUUUGAUAGCGCAACCACUUCAGUUGAUGAGGUGCACCUUUAUGGUAAGGAGCUGGUACCGGAAAUGGUGCGUCGCGUGAAGAAGUAUACAAAGCAGCGCGUUAUUAACGAACCACAAUUAAAAGAUGAAUCUUCGUAUACCUUUUCAAAGCGACGUUCAAAACCUGCGCAAGCAAGCGGUAGCACUAUUGCAUCGGCCAGCUUGGAGAGCCUAUCGUAUGAAGAUAUUCACAGCGCAAAUAUAGAACAAGUAACCGAAAUGUCCUCACCGUUGACCCAUAACGAGGAUCGUAAUGAAUUGGAAGCUCAAGAGUCUGAUGUACCAGUAGAGAAGCUACCGGUACCGACUAAAGGCUGGCAGAGUUCAACAUCACUGUCCAGUGAACCGAAUUCGCCUGCAGAAUUUCCCACCUUUCUAGAACUGGGCAAUGGUUUUCUGUAUAUGAUCAUACCACCGGAUGGCGGUUACGGCUGGCUCAUUGUGCUCAUCUCCUUCCUUUGUCAGGUUAUCGUCGAUGGUAUCAUAUAUUCAAUUGGCAUAUUGCUGCCCUGCAUUGCCGAUGAUCUUGGCGAGACGCAAACCACUGUUGUGCUUGUCGCUGCGGUACAAGUUGGACCUGUAGCGAGCGCAUUCAUUAAUAAGUAUGGCUUUCGACCGGUGGCUUUCGGCGGCGCUAUAUGUUCAAUGGUGUUCAUAUUAAUUGGCACUUACAGUCACAAUAUGAUAAUGUUAAUCGUUUUCUAUGGUGCAUUGGGUGGCUCUUCGCUCAGCCUGAUAUGGAUCUCCUCGCAACUGAUCAUUGGCUAUUAUUUUGAACGUUACCGUCCCAUCGCCAAUGGCUUUUCAUGUUCGGGCGCCGGUGCCGGUAUUUUGAUCUUCUCCUCUAUGAAUGCGGAAUUAUGUCCGAAAAUAGGUUGGCGCAAUACCUCGCGGAUUCAUGCGGUAUUGCUACUCUGCGUUCUACUAAUGGCGAUCACGUUCAUUGAGGUAACUCCAACACGUAUCGCAGCAGUGAAAAAGGAGGUCGAUACCUCUUCAUCGAGUGAGGACAGUUCUGUGCCUUUCAGUGAAGUACGUUACUCGCAGUAUCAUGUGUCGCACUUUCUAAUACCAGCAUCCGAACAUAGGAGUUUGGAACAAAUGUUUGAGGUGUACCAGCCAAAAAGCGUAAGCACUAUCGAUAAAUUAUGUCCAUGUUGUCGCAGAGUUACCAAACAAAUUGAGCGCGUCGACGAAAAAGAUGUAGUGGGUGUGGAAUAUGACAAUGAAAAUCUGCAAGGACUUCAGAAUUAUGUACUACGCGUGGAUCCCAUAGAAAGAGAAGAUCUUUUCUAUACAGGCACAGCUGAAUAUGAUGAGAACGAUGUGCCAGCCACUAGUCGACGCACAACGGGUCAUCUAAUAUUAAUCGAUAAAGAGCGGGCCGCUACCGUACAUUAUUCACUAUCGAUAAUGCGCGCGCAGCGUCAGCAUAAGACCGUACGUCGCACUCUGACCGAGUUGCGACAUCGUCACAAAUAUCCUUAUUUGGCCUACAUAUCGCCGCGUAAUUGGAUGCCGUCGAAGUUAUUCAAUGCAUUUGCGAAACUUUUCGAUACGAGUUUGUUGAACAUAAUGGAAUUUCGUUUGCUACUAUUGUCGGCUUUCAUCUUUUCCAUGGGCUUCAAUAUACCAUUCGUUUACUCGAAGAUACGCGCUGCAAUUGAUCCUUUCAACUCCAGUCUAAUCUCAACAACUAUUGGGCUCUCAAUAUUUGUAUUCUGCAUAGCGUCUGGCUUUAUUGCAAAUAGAUAUCGUUCGCAAACGAUUUACGUCUGUGGCGGCGGCAUUGUCUUCGCUGGCUUGGCAGUGUUGGUGAGCGCAUUUUAUGGCGAAGAUGUUGUGUGGUUUCAAUAUACAUAUGCGAUCUGCUAUGGUGUGGCGCGAGCUUUCUUCUCAACUCUUCGCGCUAUUAUCUAUGUACGCACUUUAGGCUUGGACAAACUAACUAAUGCUUUUGGUCUCACUGGUCUCGCCAUGGGUUUUGGCGUCUUUCUGGGCACCACAAUUGCUGCAGUUCUCAACGGUUGGACAAAACAUUAUAAUGCCGCAUUUGCUUUCUCUGGAAUUUGCUUAAUUAUAGCUGGGGUAUUGAAAAUAAUCUUACCAACUCUAAUACAUUAUAGGAUUAAACGCUUAAUGGAUAUGUCAGAAGCGAAUGCAAAUGUUAAAGCAAAUAAGAAUAAUAAAUAG
Molecule: messenger RNA, 2832 nt
Organism: Rhagoletis zephyria (snowberry fruit fly)
Lineage: Eukaryota; Metazoa; Arthropoda; Insecta; Diptera; Tephritidae
Gene: Targ
Product: Tarag
Biological process (GO): monocarboxylic acid transport; transmembrane transport
Molecular function (GO): monocarboxylic acid transmembrane transporter activity
Source: RefSeq, a predicted model, not a curated record